This is a messenger RNA of Diorhabda sublineata, 1487 nucleotides long. Its product is annotated as proton-coupled folate transporter-like. Gene Ontology annotation, cellular component: membrane. Gene Ontology annotation, biological process: transmembrane transport. Gene Ontology annotation, molecular function: transmembrane transporter activity. The record is from RefSeq and is a predicted model, not a curated record. The coding region runs from base 61 to 1455 and encodes 464 amino acids. The transcript is spliced from 8 exons. NCBI's taxonomy places the organism in Eukaryota, Metazoa, Arthropoda, Insecta, Coleoptera, Chrysomelidae.
GUGAGUGAUUACUUCAAGAUAACAUUGUUUUCUCAUCGAACUAAGUUUGAACCAGUUGAAAUGGUUUGGAAAUUUAAAUUGACCGUGGAAGUUCCACUGGUUUUAUCUUUCAUUAGCUUCCAGUUGGUAGAAGCGGUUUUGUUGAAUCUUCUCAUAUUCCGUACAUGUUAUGUUCUUUUGGCUCACGACAAAACAGAAUGUAGCCGUUUGGGAAACAACAACAAUGACACCAUUAUCCAAAAUUUGGAAAAAGAGGUUCAGCCUUACUCUAAUAUCGUCAUGAUGGUUCGAACGGCAACAGAACAAACAUUUAAUUUAUUGCUGUGUAUGUUAGUCGGGCCUUGGUCAGACAAGCUUGGAAGAAAAUCGUUUAUCAUCCUUAGCCAAGCAGGAAUGGCGAUUGGUAUGAUUUUAUUAUCUAUCAACAGUUGUUUUGAUACAUCGCCUUGGUAUUUCAUGAUAAGUGAUAUUCCUUCAAUGCUAACAGGUGGUGGAAUAACAUACUUCACAGUAGUUUUAGCAUAUAUUUCUGAUAUAUCUACUGAAGAAACCAGAGGCAUUAGAAUGGCUAUAUAUGAAACUAGUACAGCUUUGGGAACAAUCAUUGGAAACGCUAUGAGUUCGUACAUUUUUUAUGCGACAAAUUAUGCAACUAUUUUUGGUUUAGCAGCCGGAAGUACCAUUUUAGGAAUUAUGUAUACUAUUAUUUUUAUACCAGAAUCUCUACAACAACUAGGAAAUAGAGAGCCGAUAAGGAGAACGAAUUUGACCAAUUUCAAAGAAAUGUACCAAACAUUGACAAAAGCACGAGAAAAUAACAGAAGAAGCAUCAUUCUCAUUUCAAUAUUAGUUCUAAUACUCAUAAACUUCGUUGGCAGUGGGGAAUUUGGAGUAAUGUUUUUAUUCCUAAGAGAAAAACUGGAUUGGAACGUCACCAAAUACACCCUUUAUCUAAGUAUCACGACAGUUUUUUCCGUUUGUGGAACAAUGAUGAGUAUCUACAUUAUACACAAGAAAUGUGCGAUGCGAGAGACUUUGUUGGCUUUAAUCGGUCUAUGUUUCAUGUUUAUUUGUGUUUUACUACAGGGUUUGGCUAUAUAUGAUCAUUUUAUAUAUAUCGGUGCUUUCUUAAAAGGGGCAAUUGGAGGAGUUUCAGUACCAAUGCUAAGGACACUAGUAUCAAAGUCAGUAUCUGUUGAUGAGGUGGGUAAGGUAUUUUCCACUAUUAUGGCAACAGCUUAUCUUAUCGGCCUAGGAGGAGGACCUUUGUACUCGUUUGUAUAUAAUGCCACAUUAUCAAUUAAUUCUGGAAUUUUCAACUAUCUUUCCGCUGGAAUACAUGCUACGAGUAUUCUAUUGAUGAUGCUUAUCCUUAAAUUAGAGACACAAAUAGCAUCAGGUAAUACUCCAACUGUCACAGAAAUUGAGGACAACGAUGGGGUCAUUGGAAAGUAAUAUAUUGUUCAUCGAUUAUUAGUUUCAUGAAC